Messenger RNA from Humulus lupulus (European hop), 1782 nucleotides. RefSeq lists its product as uncharacterized. NCBI's taxonomy places the organism in Eukaryota, Viridiplantae, Streptophyta, Magnoliopsida, Rosales, Cannabaceae. The record is from RefSeq and is a predicted model, not a curated record. The coding region runs from base 1 to 1782 and encodes 593 amino acids. The transcript has 3 exons.
AUGACAGCCCAGGAAGACAGGGCCCAAGAUGAAGUCUCUACCUCACACUCAGCUGAAGGGAGUCGGGUAGCAAAAGAAGUAACCAGGGAAGCUGAAGAAGAUAAACAGGAACACAAAGCCAUGAAGAAUGAGGAGAUUGCUGAGCUCUUGAAGGCCAUGGAUAUCAAUUUUAAGCAGCAUGUCGACUCUCAGCUGGAUCGUUUCACGUCUCUGUUGGAGCAACAUCGUCUGCGCACGGAGGAGAAGCUUUCUCAGUUCUCCCCUGCGCCUACUGCUCCACCUGCGGCACAGGUAGGCACGGUUGCUCAGUUUCGGGCGGAAUUUGAGAGUCUCAUGACUCAGAUUAGUGGGGUUUCCGACUCCAUGUUUCUUAAUUUUUUUAUUUGGGGAUUGAAGCUGGAUAUUAGGCAUGAACUACUCCUUGUUGCUUCGACUGACUUAGCCGAUGCUAUGGCUAAAGCUCAGAUGUAUGAGGAUCGCCAUAUUGCCUUCACCAACCGAUCCACUCUGGUUGGGACUCGUUCCGGGGUGUAUUCGGGGAAAGAAUCGUCUCGUGCUCUGCCAUCCUUGUCACCUUCUGGUUCAUUUGUUUUGUCUGCGAAGGUCUUCCCUACACCUAAGUUCCCUAUUAAGCGACUCACUCCGGCAGAAUUGAAAGACCGCCGUGAAAAGGGGUUGUGUUUCACUUGCGAUGAGAAAUUCUAUUUCAACCACAAAUGCAAGAACCGAAUGAUGGUUCUGUGUUGUAUGGAGGAUGAUUCAGAUAGUGCCGAAUUUCCAUUGGAGAAUAGCGACAGUGAGGCGGGGGAGGAGGUCAGUCUACAUACUCUAGCGACUAAUCCCAAAAAUUUUCGGCUUAUGGCCACUCAUGGACUGAAUCAGUUAGAGGUUCUCAUCGACACGGGCAUCAAUAUGAAUUUCAUCCAGGAGGAUUUGGCUAUCAAACUUAGUCUUCCUCAUGAGGACACCAAAUGUUUCUGGGUUUAUAUGGGUAGCGGUCAUCACCUCACUUAUUCUCAGCAGUGCAAACAGGUUCCAUUAGAGUUACAAGGUCACCAAUUCCUUGUCGAUUUGUUUGUUUUACCGAUUUUGGGAUUGGAUGUUGUUCUCGGGAUGCACUGGUUACAGACAUUGGGUCCGUGUAUUCAUAACCAUAAGGAAUUAACUAUGGAGUUUCAGUGGGAGGGACAGACUGUGCGUUUGGAAGGGAACACAAAGGUGCACGCUUGGCAGGUAUCGUUUUCGCAGCUAAGUUCCUUACUCGGUGAUGAUUCGGUUAGCUGUUUGUUCCAGCUAUCGGCGAUCACUUCGGACUCUACUCCAAUGGGAGCUGAGUUGGAUCAGCUUAUGUCGCAAAUUCCUCGAGCAGGACAGGACGUUCUCCGUGAGUUUGCCGUUGUGUUUUUUGAGCUGAGUCAACUGCCGCCUAUUCGACCCAUGGACAACCGCAUUCAUUUGGCACUAGACUCAGCCCCAGUCAACGUCCGACCAUACUGUUAUCCUUAUUUUCAAAAGGAUGUCAUGGAACAGUUGGUACAAGAGAUUCUUGCGAGCAGGUUUAUUCGCCAUAGCACCAGCCCGUUCUCGUCGCCGGUGUUAUUAGUCAAGAAAAAGGAUGGCACAUGGCGCUUUUCCGUGGAUUACCUCGCUCUGAAUGGAAUCACCAUCAAAGAUCGAUUCCCUAUCCCCACCAUUGACGAGUUGUUAGAUGCAUUUGGCGGGGCGACCAUUUUUUCUAAGCUGGAUUUGCGGGCUGGGUAUCACCAGAUCAGAAUGGACUGA